This is a messenger RNA of Enhydra lutris kenyoni (northern sea otter), 7379 nucleotides long. Its product is annotated as shroom family member 2. The transcript is spliced from 10 exons. Gene Ontology annotation, biological process: actin filament organization. Gene Ontology annotation, cellular component: apical junction complex; adherens junction; cortical actin cytoskeleton. NCBI's taxonomy places the organism in Eukaryota, Metazoa, Chordata, Mammalia, Carnivora, Mustelidae. The record is from RefSeq and is a predicted model, not a curated record. Gene Ontology annotation, molecular function: actin filament binding. The coding region runs from base 1 to 4884 and encodes 1627 amino acids.
AUGGAGGGCGCCGAGCCCCGCGCGCGGCCCGAGCGCCCGGCCGAGGCCGAGGCGCGGGCGCCCGACGGCGGGCGCUUGGUGGAGGUGCAGCUGAGCGGCGGCGCCCCGUGGGGCUUCACUCUGAAGGGCGGCCGCGAGCACGGCGAGCCGCUGGUCAUCACCAAGGUUGAAGAAGGAAGUAAAGCAGCGGCGGUGGACAAGCUGCUGGCGGGGGACGAGAUCGUCGGCAUCAACGACAUCGAUCUCUCGGGCUUUAGACAGGAGGCAAUUUGCCUGGUGAAGGGCUCUCAUAAAACCCUGAAGCUCAUAGUGAAAAGGAAGAAUGAGGUGAUCUGGAGGCCUCACUCCUGGCAUGCCACCAAGUUCUCCGACAGCCACCCCGAGACGGCAACAGCGCCGUUCCCCACCGCCAGCGCCUGCCCUUCUUGGCACGGCCGACACCACACCAGCUCUUCGUCUCACGACCUGUCGGGCCCGUGGGAGCAGUCGAACCUGCAGCGAACCUCGGACCAUUUCAGCUCGCUGGGGAGUGUCGACAGCCUGGACCAGCCUUCCCAGCACGACCCCUCCGGACGCCUCUCCGCGGCCAAGUCCAGCAGCAGCAUCGACCACCUGGGCGGCCAGAGCAAGCGGGACUCGGCCUACGGCUCCUUCUCCACCAGCUCCAGCACGCCUGACCACACCCUGCCCAAGGCCGACACCUCCUCCACAGAGAACAUCAUCUACAAAGUGGGCCUGUGGGAGGCCUCCAAGCUGGGCGGCAGCCGGCAGGGCCAGGCUGCCUGUGAUGCUGCGGGCCUGGAGGAGAGGCUCGGGUACUUCCCAGCCCGGGUCCCCUGUGACAGCCGCAAAAGCCCCAGGCCGGAGGACAGUCCUGAGGCCAAGCUGGCCACCGCCGGGAGAUCAAAUUUUGGGCCUGUCUGGUAUGUCCCUGAGAAGAAAAAAGCACCUUCGUCCCCUCCUCCGCCCCCUCCCCCUCUCCGCAGUGACAGCUUCGCGGCCACCAAGAGCCACGAGAAGACCCAGGGCCCUCCAUUCUCAGAGGCGGCCAACGUGCAGCACUUCCUGGGCCUGACUCGGGCCCAGCCCUGCAGCGACUGGAGAACAGAAGCUGCCGAUCCGUGGAGGCCGGUGCAUCCCAGUGGCGGAAGAGCCGUCGGGAGUUGGGGCUGCGCGCCAGACGUCCCCCUGGACGGGGGGGUGCUGCCCUCCGACCAUGGGGCCGGCGGCCUCCCAGGUGUCCCCGGCCGGCUGCAGGCCUCCCUGUCCAGCACGGAUGUGCGCUUCCCGCCGUCUUCCCACGGCUGCCAGCACCCACGCCAGUACAGUGACGACAGCCCCUUCUCCCAUGAGGGCCCCAGGGCCACCACGUCGCUGAGGGAACAGCCCCGCCUGGCCAUCCCCGGGGGCCGCCAGGAGCCGCCUGCUGGCCGUUUCCAAGACGACAGCCCCCCUCAGGUCAGGUGGCCCGGUGCCACCAACCAGAAGGGGGAUGGCGGCGGGCAGAGCCGCUACUACUGUGUGACCAGCAGACAGUGCCCGCAGGGGGGCACGCAGGCAGCGUGGCUGCACGAGGAGGCCUGGCAGCUUGACGUGGCCCCGGGCGCCCCUGAGUACCCUGCCCCCCACCCAACGGGCCAGAGGCCCCAGUGCUCCCUGCUGCAGCCCGAGGUGGCCGCAGGCCCCCCCGAGAGAGAUGGGAGUGAUCCGGGGGACCGAGGGGCAGAGGGCCGCUCCGCAGCACGUGAGGACGUGCGGGAAUCCAGGCCCGUGGUGAAGGCCGGCGCGAGGGGCUCUGCGGGCGGCUUCGCGUGGGCCGACGGCGAGAGCAGCCAGAUCUCCCGUCAGAAGACCCCCAUGCUGCACUCGCUGACGCGGGAGGGGACGCGGCGGCCCGAGAACGGGCAGGAAGCCCACGCAGACAGGCCGCCCCCGACAGAUGCCCCAGGGGGCAAACCGACGCGGAGGAGCGACCGGUUCGCCACCACCCUGAGGAACGAGAUCCAGAUGCGUCGGGCCAGGCUGCAGCAGAGCAAGAGCACGGCGGCGCUGACCGGGGCGGGGGGCGCGGCGGGGGAGGCCGCCGGCUGGGGGGCGCAGCCCGUGGCUGCCGCCAGCGCCAGCCCAGCAGGGUCCUUCAUGGGCACCUACAGAGACCACGUGAAGGAGGCCCAGGCCCGGGUGCUCAGGGCCACAUCGUUCAAGCGCCGUGAUUUGGAGCCCAGCCCGGCCGAUCCUUACGCCGGGUCACCGGAGGACCACGGUGCCGGUCCGGACCCGGUCCCCCGCGUCUGGGAGGGGGGCCCGGCCAAGCCGUCCCCGUCGGGAGCAGGUGGGCCGCACGUUCCCCGCAUCGGAGGCCGCAAGCGGUUCACGCCGGAGCAGAAGCUGAAAUCCUACUCCGAACCAGAGAAGAUGAACGAGGUGGGGCUCUCGGGGCACGAGCGCCCUCAGCAGCACCCCGGGACGUCCGACGAGACGCUGGGCACGUUCGCCGACAGGUGGAAGUUCUUCGAGGAAACCAGCAGACCCGUCCACCAGAGGCCGGGGCCGAGCCCAGCGCUCUGUGGUUUCCUGAAGGAGAGGCUGGAGAGGUUGCAGACAGCCGGCCGCGGGUACGACGGGGCAGAGCCUUGGUUCCAGAAGCAGGCCCGCUCUACCUCCUUUGGAGAGCACCCCAGUGGUCACGGACAAGCGGGAAAGGUCGGAAAACGGGAACCGCCCCAGAGACUUGGGACGUUUGCUGAGUAUCAGGCCUCUUGGCGGGAACAGAGGAUAGCUCUAGAAGGCAGGAGCUCCGGGCGGUACCACUCAGCCGACGACAUCCUGGACGUAGGUCUGGAGCAACACGAGAGGCCGCAGUACAUUCAUGGACGGUCCCGGUCAUCGCCGUCCACGGACCUCUACACACAGGAAGCUGCCAUCGGACCGCAGCAGCCCGUGGGGGACCCUGGUGAGCGCAGAGAACGUUCCUCCGCAGUCUGGGCCGAGGAGGGACAGCCCCGUCCGAGACAAGCAGAUGCCCACUGUCCAGAGGUCGGUCCGGCAGCACAGCAGGACCCUCCGGAGCCGUCCCAGGAGGCCCGCUGCCGAGCGGGGACCCUACCUCGAGAUUACAGAUACCCAGAGGAAACACUCGGCCCAGGACCACACGUGCCGGACACCCCUUCGGCCCUGCACACUUGGGGGCAGGACCCAAGGCCCGUGAACACUGCAGCGCUCCCCAAGAAGCCAGCCCCACAGAGGCCGCCACCACCCAAACGUGAACCCAAGCAACUCAAGGGGCUGGCCGGUGGCCCGCCUGGGGCCGCUCACCUAGGUGCCCCCAGCCGGCCCCUCGCCCCGCCGUCCCCGGAGGCCCUGGAGGCGUGUGUGGACCGUCUGUCCCUGUCCCACAGCCCCUGUCCCUUGGUGGAGAAGCUGAGCAGUGUGCAGCCGGAAGACGGCGUGAGGGCGGCCGGCGAGCACAGCGGGCGGCAUGUAGACGAGCACGCAGCCUGUCCGAAGCGCGAGGCCCCGCUCCCUUCCAGGUUCCGGCCCCUGCCGACGUCCGCCAUGGAGACUUCUCGCUCCCCUUCUCCUCAGUUCGCGCCCCAGAAGCUGACCGACAAACCACCCCUGCUGAUCCAGGACGAGAAUUGCGCAAGGAUCGAGCGGGUGGCGGACGGCAGCGGCACAGUGAAGAGGGUGCCCGUCAAGAUCGUGCACUCGGAGAGCCGGCCCGAGAAGGAGAGCCGCCAGGGCCUGGCCCGCGCCACCGAGCUGCCCGCGCUGCCCAGCGGGCUGGAGAAGGACCAGAUCAAGACCCUCCGCACGUCCGAGCAGUCCUACUCGCGCUUCUGCCUCUACAGCCGGGAGGACGCCGAGCCCGAGCCCCCGCGCCCCAGCGCCCCCACGCCCGGCGCCAAGGACGGCGGGGCCUCUCCCUCCGGCCUCAGCUACGUGAGGGCCAAAGAGAGGACGGCUGAGGACCUGAAGUCGGAGGAGCUGGCCCGGGAGAUCGUGGGGAAGGACCGGUCCCUGGCCGAGAUCCUGGACCCCGGUGUGAAGAUGAGGACCACCAUGGACCUCAUGGAGGGCAUCUUCCCCAAAGACGAGCACCUGCUGGAGGAAGCCCAGCAGCGCCGCAAGCUGCUGCCCAAAGUCCCGUCUCCGAGAGGCGCGGACGAGAAGAGAGAGGAGCCAGGUGCGCCCGCAGCCAUGUCCCUGGCCACCAACUCCACCUACUACAGCACGUCGGCCCCCAAGGCAGAGCUGCUGAUAAAGAUGAAGGACCUGCAGCAGCAGGAGGAGCCGGAAGACGACGCAGGGAGUGACGUGGACCACGACCUGGCCGUGAAGAAGCAGGAGCUCAUCGAGAGCAUCAGUCGCAAGCUGCAGGUGUUGCGGGAGGCCCGGGAGAGCCUGCUGGAGGACAUCCAGGCCAACAGUGCACUUGGGGAUGAGGUGGAGGCCAUUGCCAAAGAUGUCUGCAAACCCAACGAGUUCGACAAGUUCCGGAUGUUCAUCGGGGACCUGGACAAAGUAGUGAACCUUCUGCUGUCGCUGUCCGGCCGCCUGGCCCGUGUGGAAAAUGCCCUCAAUAAUUUGGACGACAGCACUUCUCCUGGUGACCGGCAGUCACUGCUCGAGAAGCAGCGGAUGCUCAUCCAGCAGCACGAGGACGCCAAGGAGCUGAAGGAGAACCUGGACCGCCGGGAGCGCGUUGUGCUCGACAUCCUGGCCAGCUACCUGAGUGAGGAGAGCCUGGCCGACUACGAGCACUUCGUGAAGAUGAAGUCGGCUCUCAUCAUCGAGCAGCGGGAACUGGAGGACAAGAUACACCUGGGGGAGGAGCAGCUGAAGUGCCUGUUCGACAGCCUCCAGCCCGACAGAGCCAAAUAAGGGGAGCCCUCCCUGGCGGAGGACGGAAGCUGGCGCCGGGCGCUCCGUUCCCGAGGAGGCGAGUAGGAACCCCAGCCUCUCUCUGGCUCCUGGAGCACAAAUCCUCCGGUAGCAAAACAGCUGUUAGGAAAGCAAUAACUGUGUGUGUGUUUGCGAUGGUCUAUUUAAUUCUUUGGUUCCCCUUUUGAAUGUGCCGCAGCAUGUCUCCCCGUUAGCCAUCUUUCCUUUGCAAGUCACACUCGUGGCGGCGGGCUCCAGUGGAUGGCGACUUGGUUGGGUCCAGACUGUGGGCUCCUGCCGCGUGGCGAUGCAAGGGGUCGUUUCCACGGGUGGGUCUGCCCUUCCUCCCAUCUUCCCAUCCUGAAGCAGCCGCUCGGGAAGCUGAGCGGGUCCAUAAGGUGCGUGAGGGGAGACCCUGGCGCACGUCUUGUCCUGUGAUUCAUCCAAAGCCUGGGCUGCCGCGUGUCCUCCCUGUUCGUCAGGUGGUGUGGACCAUUCAUUGUCCUCCUUCCUUGUCCCCCAGCAAAAACUGUGAUGAUCUGUGAUGGUCAUGCAUUAACAUUUUGGAAAGGUGAAUCAUUUCCAAGUGGUUAAAAACCAACCAUGGAACGAGUCACCAACGUGUUGGGUUCACUCAUUCUGAAAUCGCCACUUAGAGAAAUAGCAUGCAUGCUGUAAAACACAGGCACAGAGCAGAUAGUUUCAGUCCUGGUAUCCCGGUUCCAGGGCUGUUUCCUUGCAAAGAGAAAUUACUCGGUUCAUAGUAUGUCCCGUAGUGUGAUGUGCUUGCUAGACGUCUGUUUCCUGAGACCAGCAGCAGAUUUCUAAAGCUCAUUUUUCCCCAGAAUGCUUACUUUGUGUGCACUGGGUCAUUAACGAUCAUUGGCUUCUUGUCCCCUUUUGCCUCUUCAAAUCCACUACCAUGCCGUGGAAGGGUUCCGUUCCAUUUACGUGUAAGAACCUUUUCUCUGGCCUUUCAGAGGCCGUAUGGACUCUACAAGCCCUAAACCUGACCUUUGGCCACAGAUUCUAUAGGUUCUGUGGCCUUUUCAUUGGUUGAAAUGACAAGAUUCUAACAAGAGUCUGUUCACUCACAAAACACUGUCGUGCUGUCCAUUUCCGGUGGAGAAGUCACAGACUGGGAGAAAAGAUUUGCCGGUCACAUCUGUGACAGAGGAUCUGUAUCUGGACCGUGCAGAGAACUUUCAGAGCUCCACAGCAAGAGAGCACACAGCCCCGUUAGCACGUGGGCAAGAGACAUAACUUGGCGCUCCACUGAACAGGGCACAGGUGUGCGUGGCAAACCAGCAUGUGGGACAAUGUCUGCCCGCCAACGGCUUGGUUGUCAUCGGUGUUUUAUCUGUGUCGCUGCAGACCCGCUGUGCUGCUUCCCAGACGCUCCUCUGAUUCGGUGCCUGGUAAAUGGCAGGGGAACCCCACGAUGACUUCCUGUCGGGGUGAUAUCCAGAUACUUGUUUGAUAAAGGGAUCAUCUGGAUCCUCGUUUCCCCGUAUUGCCGUGGAAGUUUUCCAACAGGUGGGGGGACGUCCUUUUGUCAGCAGAGUGUUCCCUUCCCGAAACACACGUGCACACGAGUGUCUUAACUGACCGAUGUCUGUACUUCCUGCGCCGGGGGGUGAGCUGGACUCCUGAGCCACGGCACGGAUGUCUGUGCGCCCCUGCCCAGAGGGGUCCAAACUGGCAGGCUUCAGUCAUGCAGGCAAUAAACACUCUUCCUGGCAACCCAGCCAUGCCAAAGAGACGAAUGCCUUUUCACAAGUUGUCAUUCCUAUCAAAUUAAGCUACUUCUGACUUGAAGAAUGCCCAUUCUGCCAAUGAAGUGUCCUCCUUGCCUCCUGGUGUAGUCCCUUGCUGUGAAAACUGGUCACUUCAGAAAAGGUGAGGCCGGCUGUCCCCGGACCUCCGUCACUCUCCCCCACGGGGACAACCGCAGUAAUUUGACUGUAUUUUGCUUUUAAUUUACACAAAGCUUUUAUCUGUGAUCCUUUCCCCUCAAACACAGUAUUGUGAACCAUUUUGAUGAUAAAUAUGUAAAAUGUGAAUAAUGGAAUUUAUGUGUCUGUGUCCAGCCUUUUGAGGUCUCUGGAGGACAUUCUCUUCUACGUAGCAAUAUGGAACGCUCCACUGUGCUUUCAGCAAAGCACAUGUCACCGUUACGGUCCUGUGCCCUUCCCGUUGGCCUCUUAGACGUCUGGUUAGCGGGGGCCCAAAGAGUCCAGUGAGUCGGUGGAUGUAACUUUGUAAAUACCAUGUUAUUGCAUACAAGAACAGCCUGGUGCUAACGUUCUGCCCUUGGCGUUCGUAGGUGGUGGCUGACUCCUCCCCCCGCCAUAGCUCGGCUCUGCGAUGCCCUGUACUUCGGGAUUUCAGUCAGGGCCGCUGCCCGUGGCUUUUAUCCUGCUUCCACUGUGGAAAAUGUGUAUGUACUUCAUGCUCGACACUCACCACCUCUCAACACAUCGUCCUGCUUGACU